CUACUUUGCAAGGCCAUUCGGUGAACAAAAGUCAGCUGAAGUGGGAGGUUGUGAUUUGAGAGGGUCUUUGCAUCAUCUGUGUUGGAGCCAGCGAUAAGAGUCCCCUCAGACUCAAAACACUGGCUUUCUCUCUCCUCUCCACUUCAUCCUUUGAGCUACACUUCUGUUUUGGAUUAUUGUUUAUUCUGGGUGGCAAGGAGGAUGACUGUGGUGGACUGACAGAGGAAUUGUCAAGGAGAACUAUCAUUAUUGACACUCUAGUAUUCUUCACCUCACCUUGCAUGGGAUCUUCAGAUGGAAUAAUGCCUUCGUGCUGGAGUAGAAGAUCCUGGCUUCCAGUUGUGAUUGCUGCCACUUUGGUUCUAGUUGCUCUUGCUGGACCCAACCAGAGCAAAAGGGAGGCAGGGUCGUCCUCGUGCUUUGGAGGUUUUGACCUCUACUUUGUCCUGGACAAAUCCGGGAGUGUGCUUAACCACUGGACUGAAAUCUACCAUUUUGUUGAGCACCUAGCUCAUAAAUUUAUAAGUCCACAAUUAAGGAUGUCAUUUAUUGUGUUCUCCACUGAAGGAAAGAUUUUAAUGGGCUUGACAGAAGACAGGGAACGCAUCCGCAAAGGUCUGGAAGAGCUUCAGGGGGUUCAUCCAGGGGGAGACACCUUCAUGCACGAGGGCAUCCUGAGGGCUAGUGAGCAGAUCUACUAUGGAAACACAGAAGGUUAUCGUACGGCCAGUGUUAUCAUAGCUUUGACAGAUGGAGAGCUGCAUGAGGAUCUCUUCUACUACGCUGAGAGAGAGGCUAAUCGCUCCCGGAGUCUGGGGGCCACCGUUUACUGCGUAGGGGUGAAGGACUUCAAUGAGACUCAGCUGGCAAAGAUCGCUGACAGUAAGGACCAUGUAUUCCCUGUCAAUGAUGGAUUUGAGGCAUUGCAAGGGGUCAUUGACUCUAUCCUGAAGAAGUCCUGCAUUGAGAUUCUGGCAGCUGAGCCCUCCAGUAUCUGUGCAGGAGAGUCCUUCCAGGUGGUGGUGAGAGGAAAUGGAUUCCUUCAUGCCCGCAAUGUUGAUAAGGUCCUAUGCAGUUUUCGCAUAAAUGACACCCUGACUAAGACGGUGAAACCUUUGAUAGUGGAAGAUACAUAUCUUCUCUGUCCUGCACCAGUGCUUCAAGAUGAGGGAAUGGCCGCAAAUCUUUAUGUCAGUAUGAACGAAGGUCUGAGUUUCAUCUCCAGCUCGGUCACUAUUACAACUGUGAGUUGUUCUGAUGGGACCAUCCUGGCCAUCACGCUGCUCAUCCUCAUGCUACUCCUCAUCUUGGCUCUCCUCUGGUGGUUCUGGCCCCUCUGCUGCACUGUGAUCAUCCAUGAGCCGCCGCCACCUAUUGCAGAGGAGAGUUCGGAUGAUGAAGACGGUGAUACCCCAAAGAAGAAAUGGCCCACAGUAGAUGCUUCCUACUAUGGAGGAAGGGGAGUCGGGGGAAUCAAAAGGAUGGAGGUUCGCUGGGGUGAGAAAGGCUCCACUGAAGAAGGGGCAAAGCUGGAGAAGGCCAAAAAUGCCAAAGUGAAGAUGCCUGAACAGGAUUAUGUGCAGACCCCCACACGGGUUCUCAACAAUGGCAUGCAAAAACCCCUGGGGGCCCGCAAGUGGUACUCUCCCAUCCAGAGCAAGCUGGAUGCAUUGUGGGCCUUUUUAAGAAAAGGCUACAACCGUGUGUCUGUAAUGAGACCGCACCCUGGUGACAAGGGCAGAUGCAUGAACUUUAUCCGUAUGAAGUCUGCACCCCUUCACUACCCCCACUACAACCAGCACCCAUCUCCCAUCUACACCCCUCCCAGCAGGAGUCCACCUGCCCCACAGGGAACCCUCCCGCCAAUUCCCACCAGCCCUCCAUUAUCUCCCCUGUUCUCUGCUACCCUCCCCCUCCUGCCUUCGACACCCUCCGACACCUCUCCCUCCCCUCCCGUCACCCCCCCCUAUUACACCCCGCCUCCCAAACGGGCUCUGCCACCCACCACCUUGCACAUACCUGCCGCCCCUGAGCUGCCACCCAACCCUCCGCCGCCCAUCUCGCCCUCUGGGACCCUGCCACCCCUGCCGCAAGGCCCCGCCGUGGGACGGGCCCCGCCCCCUGCCCGCCCCCCACCUCGCCCUGGCCUGUAGUUGCUGCAAAGAAAGUCCCGCCUACAAAGAUGAGCACAUGUUUGAUUUUGUGUGCAGGAGAGCAGAGCCCAGCAGGCUGUGGCCUUCCUGCCGUGAGCAGAGGACAAUGAAGACCUGCUUUCUGCUAGUUGUCGACACUGACUGGACUCUUGUGGACUCAAACAAACGGAGCCUGCUCCUCCAUAGAGCAGUUUCACAUGCAGAAUUUGACAUUAUUUACAUGUCUUUUGUAUUAUUGAUGUCUUUAUAUAAUUGAAAGCCGAGCAAUUGCAUGUUUUAUUGGUGCAUUUAUUUCCCUUGUUACGUACGCCACAUAGAUGAUUCCUAUGUGGGUGUAUUUUUGCCUUUGUAUUUGCUGAUGCGUAGACUACACUGAGUUUUCAGGUGAAAAGAAAGGGCGCCCUCGUCAUGUUCCUCACAGUGCUGAAGCAGCGUGGUAUGAGUCACAGCUGGCCUCUAUUUGCGCAUGUCACGGUAAACAGCCGGGGGCUUGGACAACAUCACGUUUGGCACAUUUAUGACCACUCAUGUUCAACUCUGCAAUCACAGAUGCUCUUUCGAUCAAGAUGUGGGGAGAAAUAGACAAUAAACAGGAACGUCUGUAUCGCCUCAGAUAGCAGUAAUUCCCAAUCACGGUACAGCUUCUGCCUUAUGAAAGUGCCUCAAAGAGACGCCAUGUGCUGCUUAUUGAUGUGGAAAGGGCUUCUUUCUUCAACCUACCUGUCUGCGUCUGUCAUGUGUGAGGGUGCACGUGCUUAAGCGGGGUACAAAGAACCAAGAAAAAGCAGCACAAAUGGCAAGUGCAUCGAGCAGACGCAGGUAUGCCGAGGUCCACCCAAAUGUGUGUCCUGUAUGCUCCUCACAUUUCAGCAACUAUUGUAUUAGUCUGACUUCUCAAAGGACAAUACUAUAGAAAUGAAACUUGGGUUAUACUUCAGAGUACUCGUUUACCGCUUGUAUAGCAGUACAGACUUACAUUCGCGCUUUGAAUAUCGCAGCUUUUUCAAAAUACAUUCAUUAACAAAUCAUGGUUGUUUUGUGGUUGACGACGUCCUACUUUUAGUUCAGAAAUAUGCAUAAUUUAAGUAAAUGUUACAUAUUUUUUAACCUAAAUUGAGCAUUUUAAAGGAUACAAAUGUCGAAAUGAACUAACAUACAAAUAUAAGGCAUUCAGAAGACGCAUUGAAAGACGUGUUGUGAUAUGUAGUAUUCUACACUGGUCACUAGAUGUCAGUAUUGUUACAUUGCCACCACAGGAAGUACUGUACAGGAACCAGAAGUAAAAAAGGAACGCACAUAAGGAACUCUCCCAAUUCUAACAUGUGUGAGCCUAUAUUAUAUCCUUUGUGUCAUAUUUUUAUCUUAUUAUGUCUACGACAUUUGGUAAUAUGAGUGUGAAGGUGGCUAUAGGGGCGUUACUUCAGGUCUAGAGGGCUUUAAUAAUGUUAAAAAAUUUAUUUAGAAGGUUGUAAACAGGUUUUCCAUGCUGUAACUAUGAAAAUAUUGCUUUUAUAAAUAAGGAGUCCUUAUCACGGCCAGGUGUGGAAUUAAUUAACCGCGAUAAACGAGGGGUGACUGUGCUAUCCCCUGAAACUGACUCAACACACGACUGUUAUUGUCAAAAUAGCUGGCGACGCAAGUGAGUACCAAGAUUAUUGUGUCUUGUCUCUGGUCAAGAAGAAUGGUGGUGGUGGCGUCAUGGUUUGAUGCUGCACGAGUGCUGCCGACACUGGGGAACUGCGGUUCAUUGAGGGAAACAUGCGCUGUGACAUUCGGAAGCGGGAAAGUGAAACACAUGGCAGUUUUCCAAAUGAUAACAAGUCCAAACACAACUCCAAGAUGGCAAGUGUGUGUCUCCGCACCUGAACCCAGAUGAGCACUCGUGGGGCAUCGUCAGGUAAGUGGAGGAGACCAAAGAGUCUAAACAUCCACCAGGUACACCAGUGAUGUCAUCACGGAGGAGUGGAGGAGGAUUCCACUAACAACCUGUGCAGCUUUGGUGAAUUCCACACCCAAGAGGAUUAAGGCAGUGCUAGAUAACAAUGGUGCUCACACUUUUUAGUGGAUAAUAAAUCUAUGCUGCUAUACAAGCUGGACACUCACUACUAUUAAUUCUAUGUAAGUAUUGUCCUUAAGAAGAUACCGCAUAAAGUCAUUUGCUGAAAUAUGAGAGCUCUUCUCACUUUUGUAAAGGCCUCUUCUCAAAUAAAUGCCUUACUUCAAACAAACGCCUGGUGCAUUCUGCUGUUAAAUAAAUAAAUUGCAAGUACUCGGGGACAUACAGUGCUUUAAUAUAUAGAUAUGCGUGCUUACAUAUGUUUGUAUUUAAGACAGAGUCUAUGACCAGUAACAGGACAGUUUGUAUUUAGUUUUUGUCAAAGGUGCUCACAGUCCAGCUUGCAAAAAGCAUGCAUGUGAAAUGCUGUGUGUAGAGAUUCUGAUGAAUGCGCACAUUUUAAUUUGAUAUAAAAAUGAAAAAACAUGAGUACUUUCCGCUGACACAAUUCAAAAACAAAGUAAAGCAUGUAAAAAGUAUGAAAUUAAAC
Molecule: messenger RNA, 4699 nt
Organism: Dunckerocampus dactyliophorus (ringed pipefish)
Lineage: Eukaryota; Metazoa; Chordata; Actinopteri; Syngnathiformes; Syngnathidae
Gene: antxr1a
Product: ANTXR cell adhesion molecule 1a
Exons: 18
Coding region: 282-2153 (623 amino acids)
Cellular component (GO): membrane
Molecular function (GO): signaling receptor activity
Source: RefSeq, a predicted model, not a curated record